AUGUCUGUCACCGUUUGCCAGUCCAUGGGCUUCGUGGUGUCUGCCCUGGGGAUAGGAGGCAUCGUCGCCUCCACCUGCAUGGACCAGUGGAGCACCCAAGACCUGUACAACAACCCCGUGACCGCCGUCUUCAACUACCAGGGCCUGUGGCGCACCUGCGUGCGCGAGAGCUCCGGCUUCACCGAGUGCCGCGGCUACUUCACCAUCCUGGGGCUGCCAGCCAUGUUCCAGGCUGUGAGGGCCCUCAUGAUCGUGGGGAUCGUCCUGGGCAUCCUUGGCCUCCUGGUGUGCAUUUUUGCUCUGAAGUGUAUCCACAUUGGCAGCAUGGAGAACUCAGCAAAAGCCAACAUGACUCUGACCUCUGGCAUCAUGUUCAUUGUUGCUGGCCUGUGUGCCAUCACUGGAGUGUCUGUGUUUGCCAACAUGCUGGUCACAAACUUCUGGAUGUCCACAGCCAACAUGUACCAGGGAAUGCAGAACGUCCAGAACAGGUACACCUUUGGCUCAGCUCUCUUCGUUGGCUGGGUGGCAGGAGGCCUGGCUCUCGUAGGGGGCAUCAUGAUGUGCCUGGCUUGCAGAGGGCUGCUGCCAGAAGAGUCUCGGUACAAGGCGGUGUCGUACCACGCCUCGGGCCGGAACAUCUCCUACAGGACGGGGCCCUACAAGGGUGGCUCCGGGUAUGAAGCCGAAGCCAAGAGCCGGAAGGGCGCGGGCUACGAGGAGGCUCCUCGCAGCGAGGACGGCAGGCGCUCCUACCCCUCCAAGUACGACUAUGUCUAG
Messenger RNA from Dryobates pubescens (Downy woodpecker), 780 nucleotides. It is a transcript of the gene CLDN18, whose product is annotated as claudin 18. The record is from RefSeq and is a predicted model, not a curated record. The coding region runs from base 1 to 780 and encodes 259 amino acids. Lineage: Eukaryota; Metazoa; Chordata; Aves; Piciformes; Picidae. Gene Ontology annotation, cellular component: bicellular tight junction; plasma membrane. Gene Ontology annotation, molecular function: structural molecule activity. Gene Ontology annotation, biological process: bicellular tight junction assembly; cell adhesion. The transcript has 5 exons.